CACGUUACCCGCGUCGUGACAUCGCUCUCACAACAAAAAAGCUAUAAAAACAUUUCCAAAAUCUCAGUUUCUCACUUUCACCCAAAGUUCCGAUUCCGAACCAUCACACUGAGUUCAAUAUUCCGCAAUCCACUUUCCGCAAUCAGUUUUCCCCUCUCUCAAACCAGAAUUGAGAAUGAUAAUUGUACCUCUCCUAAUUCUGGAAUCAAGCUGAAUUUUAGGGACUAGGGUUUACAGGAUGGAGAUGGCAAGUGCUGCUCCAGUUCCCGUUUCCUGGAUUCCCGAAGACGACCUCCUCUUGAAGAACGCCGUCGAGGCUGGUGCAUCCUUAGAAGCCCUUGCUAGAGGGGCAGUACGAUUUUCCCGCAGAUUCACGUUGCAAGAGCUGCAAGACCGUUGGCAUUCUCUCCUGUAUGAUUCUGAUGUUGCAGCUCCAGCUUCUGCUCGCAUGGUUGAGCUUGAACUUUCAGGGAUCAAUCCAUUGUCAAAGUUUAAUAAAUCUGAUAAUUUUAAAGGAAGCAAAGAUGUUGUUGGAAAGAGGAAAGUAGACAGCAUUCGUAAACAAUACUAUGCGAUGCGGAAGAAAUUUCGAAGUGAAUUUUUCAACUCCACAGAUCUAGGCUUUCUGGAUGAGCCAAAUGUACAUGAAUGCAAUGGACAUGGAACUGAUUUUAGGCAGCAUGUUAGAAUUGAUGCUCAGUCUCGUGAUGGGAACUAUAUGCUUGGGAAUUGUAUCUCAGAUGACCUUGGGCUUCAAGAAUCAGAUCUGGAUAUCUUGCGCAAUGCUUUCCCAGAAGCACUUGAAGACAUGCCUGUCACAUCUGCCAUUGCGAAUUCCCGUAUAGCCUAUAACAGUAGGUGUUCAAUUUCAGUAGACAAUAAUAGUCCAGAUGGAGUUCUAAGAGAAAGUAGGUUUUUGGAAGAGUUUUCCGCUUCAUCAUUAAGAGAAGAGAGGAGGAAUUCUUUUCAGCCUGAUAUGGAAGACAGAGAAAUUCCUGAUGUUCUUAAAGACAAUUCCAUUGACUUUGAAAAGUGCUUGGGUGUUAAGCGGCCCUGCCUAUCACAGUUAUCUCCCGAGAGAAAGAUCUUUGGUGGUCCUGAAGGAAAACAGUUGUCUACCUUUCACUCAAGAAGUGACAACCAUCAAAAUAUCUGUAGGGGUCUUUGUGGAUUUGGAAGCAGACAGCAUUCCCACUCCCCAAACUCAGGAGCAAUGGUGGGGGUCAGGACUGGUAGCACUGAUUUUAUUGAUUCAUCAGCUACCUCAGAUGGUGAAUUCACGGAUCUCCCAGAUUCACUCUUGAACCUUUCAAAUGAGGAUGAUAUCCUCUUGAUGGAAGUGGAUGGGAAAGAUUCAGCGGACAACUUGUGUAAAGCUAAUCUUAAGCUCCUCCCAGAUUCUCCUAGCGAUAUUCCAGAAGGUGGUUCAGACAACCGUGAAUCUGAAGUAGUUAAUGAUUCGAAUGCAAAUGUUGCAGUUCCUGAUGAUUUCAAUCCUUUAGGAUCAGAAGUGAACACUUCCUCCCUGCUUAGGCAAGAUGUAAGAUCUGACUGUGAAGUUAAUUUGUCAUCCGCAUCAUCAUUAAAUCCUGAUAUAAGACAGCUUACUGAUGGGAAUAUGCAUUGUACACUGAACACUGAGGAUACGGAAAUUCCUUGUAAUGACGAUAUCUUCUUGCUUAUCCACCCUUCUACAUCAUUUGCUUCGACUGCAACUCAACCAAUUGGUCAAAGUUCCAUGGACCUGUCAUCAGCUAGUAUUAAAAAUGAACAAAGAGUUAACUCCUUCACUCGUGGAAAAGAUUCCGUCAAAUCUUUUGCAUGGACUAAUAAGGUUGCACCAAACAUCUUUGGAGAAACACGCCCGGUGCAGCCAUCCGUCAAUACUGCCCAUGUAAAGGUGUCUGGUACUACUGCUUUGCCGGCACUUCCUGGUGAUGCUAAGAAGGGUGCUGGAGUCGCAUGUCAAAGCAGAUCAUUUACUGCAAAUGCAGAAGUAUCUAAAGAUGAUGUGCGAGAGGAGGAUAUUGCUAGAGUUAGAGGGGUGGGGCACCCUCCUGCUACUUUCAUCAAGAUGCCACAAUUUGGCGAAUCAAGCUCUGUCAGAGCGGCUGCUACAGAGCCAGCAAUUAACCCUUCAACAUCAGAACUGGAAGAACCUCAGAGCGAUGACGAUGUACCUUAUUUUUCUGAUGUUGAAGCUUUGAUACUAGAUAUGGACUUAGAUCCACAAGAUCAAGACCCAUAUACAACUAGGCAAGAGUCAAAGUAUCAGGCUGAAGACUUCAAAAGGACUACCAUCAGGUUGGAACAGUGUGCUCGUUCUUGUUCGCGAAGAGAAAUGACACCUCGAGGGGCCUUUGCUAUCCUAUAUGGACGUCAUAUGAGGCACUAUAUUCGGAAGACCGAGGUCAUACUUGGAAGAUCCACUGAAGAUGUUGAGGUUGACAUUGAUUUACGAAAAGAAGGCCGAGCUAACAAAAUAUCUCGGCGUCAGGCAAGCAUCAAGAUGGAAUCGGAUGGAUCCUUCUGUCUGAAGAAUCUAGGGAGGUGCUCAAUAGCAGUGAAUGGCAAGUCAGUUGAUACUGGACAGUAUCUGACUCUUAGCACUAGUAGUGUGAUAGAGAUACGGGAAAUGACUUUUAUGUUUGAGAUGAACCACAAGUAUGUCAAGCAGUACAUACACAGCAUUAACCAGAACAAAGGAAGGCUUGGCAAGUUUGAAUGGUCACCUGAAAGGAAACCAUGACGAACACCUUUAAGGUACCAUUGUUAUCCUUGUUCUAUUUUGUAAAUUAGCCUUACAUUGAAUGAAUAUCCUUCGUCGAGGAUCAGUUUCUUCUGUUCAUUAAUGGAUGUGUAAAGUGUUAAUAUCUCCUUAUGUUCCUGUCUAAAGGUCAUCUAACCUGCCCAGAUCCCCUUACCACCUUGUUUCUUUUCUUCAUCUCUAUUCCUGUGGUUUUACUGGGACUUUCAGUUUUCUCUUCCAGAGUAAUUUUAGUAAACAGUUCUGGAGGAGAGGGAUUAAGUCGCAUUUCUGUUUCUUCAAGGUGUUUGUAAAAGUAAGAUGUUUUUAACUAUUAGAUGUGUAAAUGGAAUUAUCAAAUGUUUACAGAAGAAUUUAUCUACGGUUAUCUAGA
Nicotiana attenuata is the source of this 3140-nucleotide messenger RNA. RefSeq lists its product as uncharacterized. Gene Ontology annotation, molecular function: protein binding; G-quadruplex RNA binding. The transcript is spliced from 9 exons. The record is from RefSeq and is a predicted model, not a curated record. Gene Ontology annotation, biological process: positive regulation of transcription by RNA polymerase II. The coding region runs from base 239 to 2749 and encodes 836 amino acids. NCBI's taxonomy places the organism in Eukaryota, Viridiplantae, Streptophyta, Magnoliopsida, Solanales, Solanaceae. Gene Ontology annotation, cellular component: Ino80 complex; NSL complex; MLL1 complex.